Asparagus officinalis (garden asparagus) is the source of this 1265-nucleotide messenger RNA. RefSeq names its product WAT1-related protein At5g07050-like. The record is from RefSeq and is a predicted model, not a curated record. Gene Ontology annotation, cellular component: plasma membrane. The transcript is spliced from 6 exons. Gene Ontology annotation, molecular function: transmembrane transporter activity. Lineage: Eukaryota; Viridiplantae; Streptophyta; Magnoliopsida; Asparagales; Asparagaceae. Bases 33 to 1103 code for a protein of 356 amino acids.
GGGGGAAGAAUCCACUUUCAGGUUGGGAGAGGAUGGGCUCCGUGAAAUCAGUUGCACCUUAUUUGGGCAUGACCAUAGUCCAAUUAGCUUAUGGUGGAUCCAACAUUUUAGGGAAGCUCGCCUUGGAGCGAGGACUCAGCUACCUCGUCUUCAUCGUGUAUCGUCAUCUCAUCGCCACGGCGAUCUUGGGUCCUCUUGCCUAUGUGCUUGAGAGAGUUAAUUCGUGUAGAAAACAGAGAACAAAACUCUCGUUGUCCAUACUCUUCAAGAUCUUCAACCUCGCGUUGUUUGGGACGACGAUACACCAGAAUGUGUAUUAUGCAGGGCUUGAUUGCACAUCUCCAACAGUGGCAGGUGCCAUGGGUAGCGUUAUUCCUGCUCUUACUUUCACUCUGGCAGUUUUCUUAAGGAUGGAGGAGAUAAAGAUUAAGAAAGCGAAGGGGAGGGCAAAGAUAAUAGGAGCUUUAGUUUGUAUUACUGGAGCUCUUUUAUUUACUUUUUGGCAAGGCCCUCUCCUCCCUGGAUUUGUUAAGAGGCCUUUGAUUACAGUUCAAGGAAAAAAUUCUGGCCAUGGGUCAAAACAUUAUAAAGACGAUUGGAUCAAAGGUUCAGUUCUUAUACUAACCAGCCAUGUUGCAUUUAGUGCAUGGCUCAUUCUUCAGGCAAUGGUUUAUGAGGUUUAUCCUGCAAGAUUAUCGACAAACACCUUGAUCUGCUUCUUUGCAUCACUUCAGUCUUCAGCACUCGCGCUUAUAUUUGAUAGGAAUACGUCCUCAUGGAAAUUAGAUUGGAACAUUCAGCUUCUAACAAUUGUAUAUUCUGGAAUCGUGAUAUCUUGCCUUGCAUAUUACUUGCAAACAUUUUGUAUUAGCAAGAAAGGGCCGGUCUUUGCUGCUAUGUUCAGUCCAGUGCUGCUUGUUGUAGUUGGACUCUUCUCUGUCUUGUUUUUUGCUGAAAGACUUCAUUUGGGCAGCUUGAUUGGGGCUCUUGUCAUAAUUUUGGGACUUUACACAGUGCUAUGGGGGAAAAGCAAAGACUCUGAUGAAGACCACAAAGAAAAUGCAAAAACUUUAUCUUCAAGUACCGAGUCCCAUCCUGUUUAAUGUGAAAAUUUGAGGGUUUGGGUAUGAAUUUUGUAAUAAUCAAAUGGGUUUUCCAAUAAAUAUCCUUUCUGAAACUUUGUGGGGGUGUUUGACAUAGGACCCUAAACUUUGUUUGUCUCAUGUAAUCCCCUCAACUUUAGGACGUCUCACAAACUACUUGAA